GAACUGAAAAUAAACUGGGGAGAACAGGCCCUAAAGUUUAGUGAUAAAUGAACUUUGUUGGGUCAUAGUAUUAUUUGUAAAUUCAACCAACAGCUUACAUAUUUACCAAGUAUACGUACCAACUUCCACGAUAGAUGAUAGUGCAUCAAGCUUUGUUUAUGACUUCCUAGUUUCUACAACUCAUACACUACUUUUCCCAUUUGUAUAUUACAAUUAAAUCGUAAAUCAUUGCCUCAUCUUCUGCACCAUAUCCCCACAAGAAGUCAACUAUUCCCCAAAACUUCAUAGAUUAUAAUGACACAGGAUAUUAUCAUAUCAGCAACCACCUUCCUCCUCCUCUUUCUAUCUCCUUCCUGGGGCAAUGCCGCCGAUACCAGCGUCCUCGACACCGAGGGCCGCCCACUCCGAGCCAAGUCAAGGUACUACAUUCUUCCAGCGUCUCAAGGCCAAGGAGGUGGCAUAACAGUGUCACAAAAAAACCAAACCACAUUAUGCCCCCUCUACGUUUCCCAGGAAAGCCAGGAAAUUUACCUUGGCCUAUCUGUAUGGUUUCUUCCCAGCAAACACAACCAACGCCUGAUUUACAUCUCCUCUGACAUCAACAUCCUCUUCAAUAUGGUUAACAUGUGCUUGCAGUCCGCCGCGUGGAAGUUGACGAUUGAUCAUACAACAUGGAGGAAGUAUGUGGCUACUGGAGGAGCCAUUGGAAAUCCAGGGGAGGAAACGGUUAGUAGUUGGUUUAAGAUAGAGAAGGUUAAAAGUGGGAGUUAUGAAUAUGAUUACAAUUAUAAGAUUAUGUAUUGUCCAAAUGUUUGUUCAUUUUGUAUGGUAAUAUGUGGAGAUGUUGGUGUUUUUGUUCAAGAUGAUGGGACUAGGUUGCUUGGUCUUAGUGAUCGCCCCUUUUAUGUCAUGUUUAAAAAGGCAAAAUCUCGUAUGAAACAGAAACAAUAUCAUUAUAAUUUUUUGUGAGAUUCUAGUAACACCUCCUAUAUAUUUUAGGAGUGAUUUUUUGUGGUUGUAUAAUAAUUUGGUGUGAUAGGGUCUUAUGAUCAUCUAAGACUUACUUAUUGGAGCACACAUGACAUACAUGACUUGCACUCGAGAAAUGAAAGCUUAAGUUUUGAUUUUAUUGAUGCAUAAUGUCGGAUCUAAGAAUUCAA
Beta vulgaris subsp. vulgaris (sugar beet) is the source of this 1160-nucleotide messenger RNA. Its product is annotated as kunitz trypsin inhibitor 5. Bases 295 to 969 code for a protein of 224 amino acids. The record is from RefSeq and is a predicted model, not a curated record. Lineage: Eukaryota; Viridiplantae; Streptophyta; Magnoliopsida; Caryophyllales; Amaranthaceae. The transcript has a single exon. Gene Ontology annotation, molecular function: endopeptidase inhibitor activity.